Molecule: messenger RNA, 5931 nt
Organism: Paramormyrops kingsleyae
Lineage: Eukaryota; Metazoa; Chordata; Actinopteri; Osteoglossiformes; Mormyridae
Gene: brsk2a
Product: BR serine/threonine kinase 2a
Biological process (GO): protein phosphorylation; intracellular signal transduction
Cellular component (GO): cytoplasm
Molecular function (GO): protein serine/threonine kinase activity; ATP binding
Source: RefSeq, a predicted model, not a curated record
GUCGUCCUGCGGCUGAAGCUCACACACCAGAAACAGGUUAACACCGGCGAUGGCACAUUUGUUUUCUUUUGGUCUGUGUUUGACUGUGCCAAGUUGUGUCCUAAUGUUAUUCAUAAAAAAAAAAAAUGCCGGCUUCCUGACCUCCUGUGUAAUGAAGUGCCAUUAUCCCUUGUGACUGUGAAGAACAUUCCGGCUAACGCGCAUGUGCUUCCCCUCCUCGGCCUGCAGCCGGUAUCUUGCUCUUAGAUCGACAGCGCUGUCCGCUGGGCCCGGCCGAGUGUGUCACAUCCUGUGUAAACAGCCCACCCUCACCAUCUGCACCCCCUCGAAUGAGGGCUCUCUGAUCGGAUGCUGCUUUCCAGCGUCCUAUGUGACCCACGCUUUGUAUUCUUUGCACACGUUUUUUGUUCACCCCAGCAAGAACUGGCCUGGUUCCUAACGAGCCCUCACUGCUGUACCCGUCCCAUAACAGCCCGAUUUGCCACAAAUUUUUCACGACUCUCCGAUCCUUGACAGGAUUCUUCAGACCCUGGACAUGAAGGACCUUUUUCAUUUUGCAAGCAGUGACCUCCUCUCUUGCAAAGUAUUCCUUUGCUAUAAAAGAAAGGCCACCUAUGAUAUUACUGCUGCUUGCAGCCGGAGCCGGUAGCGAGGGAACUGGAAGGAUGGGGGCUUCUUUGCAGUCUCUCCACCCUGGACAGCAUCCACAUACACCAGCAGGGUCUUGGAGGGGGAAACAGUGUUGCCCAGGGCGUCUAGUUCAUGCCUGACAAAAAGGAUGUUUGAGUUUCUACUUAAGAGAUGUAGUGGGAAAAAAGAAUUAUAACGUUUUUGGCUCUUUUAGUGUUUAGUUAUUAUUUAUGCCCCUCUCUUAGUUUCUCGAUCUGCAGAUGUAUUUUAUUUUUUUGGUUGGGUGAAUGGUUGAGUGUCUCAGAAUGCAGAUUCACUGCUGCUUGCAGCCUGCAUCAUAGCGGCGCAGGGAUGGCGUUCACACUCGGUUUGGGAUUGAAGCCGGCUCGGAUGCCACCCCGCCGAAGAGACGGGCAGCAGUACCUCCCCAUAACAGGAAAUGCCAAAAGGCAAAGGGCUCUGUGGACCUUGACGCUUAUACGCCCCCAUGUGGGGGACAUUUCCACCUGGCCUUCCUACUCCAGAGCAGCCUUUCUGCUCUGUUCUCAUGUAGCGCCUCACUACAUCAUCCUCGGUACUGUCCAGAAGUAAUUUCUCUGAUUCUGAUUUACACCCCAACCCUUCCCCAUCACAUUAUGGAAAACAUGGAGGUAAACAGCACCCCCUCCCCCCAAGAUCAAUGUGCCAAAUCCAGAGAAUUCAGGAAUUCCACUGGCAUCUCCGAGUAUUUAUUUAUUUCUAUGUGUGUGUGCUUGCGUGUGACAGGCGAUUUUUUUUUUUCCCCCAUCGGUUUGCAUUUAUUCUAAACCUUUUCUCAUUAUGCCGCAAGCAGAGUUUGCGCUGCGCGCUUAAUGCACGGCUCCUCAUAAUCCUGUUCCCAGGCACCCGUGUCUGCCGGAGUCGUUUGCCGGCAUUAUUAAUGCCUCGCAUUAACUCACCGCUUGUAUGUUGUGAUGUAGAAUCUGUUUUUAAUGGGGUGUGGGUUUCAAUCACAAGGAUUGUGCUCAGGCGCGCAUCUGAAGUUUCUCAAAAGCAAUUAUUUAUACAUCAAAGCAGAUCUCUAAUAUUGUGUUAUUACUUUGCUUUACUUAACUUUGUAAACUUACUUGAUAUUAUAUAGAGCUAAAGUUUGAUGUAACCAUGUUUUCGGCUCAGUUGAAGUUUGCUGGAUGUGGUGUUUAUGCCGUCUUACAGCGGUGCCACAGUGUAUACAGUCCAGCUUGUGCUGCUGGGGUUUAACCUGGAUCUACCAGUUUUCCUGAAAGUAGGGCCUGAGUGAACUGGAAUCACAGAAUUCUGCGUAGCGCGUGAGUUUGUGCCUCGUGAUGGACUGGAAUAACGGAAUUCCACAUAGCACAUCCCCGCACUACGCCUGCCCAGAGGUCAUCAGGGGGGAGAAGUACGACGGCAGGAAAGCAGAUGUGUGGAGCUGCGGCGUCAUCCUCUUCGCACUCUUAGUGGGCGCCCUGCCGUUCGACGACGACAACUUGAGGAACCUGCUGGAGAAGGUGAAGCUGGGCGUUUUCCACAUGCCACACUUCAUCCCGCCGGACUGUCAGAACCUGCUCAGAGGCAUGAUCGAGGUGGACGCCACCAAGCGGCUAACGUUAGAACAGAUCCAGAAGCAUACGUGGUACAUAGGGGGCAAGAAUGAGCCAGAGCCAGAGCAGCCCAUUCCUCGGAAGGUCGCCAUCCGCACGCUGCCCUCAGCCGAAGACAUCGACCCCGAUGUGCUGGAGAGCAUGCACUCGUUGGGCUGCUUCCGGGACAAGAACAAGCUGAUGAAGGAUCUGCUUUCAGAAGAUGACAACCAGGAGAAGAUGAUCUACUUUCUCCUUCUGGAUCGUAAGGAGAGGUACCCCAGCCACGAGGACCAAAACCUACCCCCACGCAAUGAAAUAGACCCCCCCAGGAAGCGCGUGGACUCGCCCAUGCUGAACCGGCACGGCAAGAGGAGACCGGAGCGCAAGUCCAUGGAGGUGCUCAGCGUGACGGACGGCGGGUCACCGGUGCCGGCGAGGCGGGCCAUUGACAUGGCACAGCACGGGCAGAGUAAGGCCGUGUUCAGUAAAAGCUUGGAUAUCACUGAUGCCAAUUCCACACACAACAAAGACGAAAGGUCGCGGUCCAUCAGUGGAGCCUCCUCGGGCCUCUCCACCAGCCCCCUCACCAGUCCCCGGGUGACCCCUCACCCCUCCCCUCGGGGAAGCCCUCUCCCCACUCCCAAAGGGACGCCAGUGCACACUCCAAAGGAGAGUCCAGCCGGCACCCCCAGUCCCACACCUCCCCCCAGCCCCUCCAUCGGUGGGAUGCCCUGGAGAACUCGCCUCAACUCCAUCAAAAACAGCUUCCUGGGAUCGCCACGCUUCCACCGCAGAAAACUGCAAGUUCCCACACAAGAGGAGAUGUCCAGCCUCACACCAGAGUCUUCCCCAGAACUUGCCAAAAAAUCCUGGUUUGGUAACUUUAUCAACUUGGAGAAGGAGGAGCAGAUCUUCGUGGUCAUCAAGGACAAGCCGCUGAGCUCCAUCAAAGCCGACAUCGUGCACGCCUUUCUCUCAAUCCCUAGCCUGAGCCACAGUGUGAUCUCGCAGACGAGUUUCCGGGCUGAGUACAAGUCCACCGCCGGGCCCACCGUGUUUCAGAAACCCGUGAAGUUCCAGGUGGACAUCACCUACACCGAGGGCAGUGGGGCGCAGAAGGAGAACGGCAUUUACUCGGUCACUUUCACACUUCUUUCAGGGCCCAGCCGGCGUUUCAAGCGGGUGGUGGAGACAAUCCAGGCACAGCUGUUGAGCACACAUGACCAGCCGGGAGUCCAGCAGCUCUCUGACACUUCCUCUCACUGUUCGGAACUGCUGACGGGGAAGUUCUCCAAGUGUGGCAGCCCAUUGAGUAACUUCUUUGACGUAAUUAAACAACUUUUUUCAGACGAGAAGAACGGUCAGGUGUCCCACCCACCGGGCACGCCCACCAAGCACGGCGCCAGCGGCGGGAGGCGCGACGGCGAGCCUAAUGACUAUGGCUCUAGAGGAGACUCAAAGUGUCCCGCUGGCAAAGAGAAAGCAAAGAUGGUGGCACCCUUUGGGACACAGGAGCAGCCCUAAAAAAAGCCGUAGCAGAUUAAAAUAGUAUAAAAUCCGCGCGAAUCAAAUGGCGCCGCGUGGAAAGCUAGUGACUCACACUUCUGCUGUAAAUAAAAUUGGAAACUAUCCGUAGAUGGUAUAACUUUUAUAUUAUGGAAUGACUGUAAAUAGAUACAAAGCAAAUAUUUUAAAAUUAGCACUUGUAAAAAAAAAAACGGCUGCCCCAUUCCACUUCCCUCCCCUCGACAGGAAUAACCCCAAUGUUUUUAGCUAUUGUUCUGUCCUUCUUUUUAUUAAUUUUUUGUCUCUUCCCCUGCUCACCUGUGUGAUGACCUGACUUAUUUCUGCUGCUAGGAAUUAUCCAGAAAACGUAUUAAAGCCAGCCUCCUGCUCCUCCUGCCCCCGUGCCGUGCAGCGCGAGAUGGCCAUUUGUUGACGGAGGGCGCUUUGCGAAGCCGGUGUGCGAGUUACCGAGGAAACGGACCCCCCUCUCGUCUUCACACACACACCAAAUCCAUCACCCCAACCACCCUCCUACCAGUCUCCGGCAGAGCUUCGUAAAAAUGACCGCUCUCACAUCGCCGACCUCCUCGCGUCUCUACCUAAAAGAAGAUAGAUGGAGGCGGAGGAGACAGGUGAAGCGACGACACGUGCCCAUCCCGCGCUGUCCCUCUCCCGCACGCGCACAGACAAACCCGCACGCACGCACGCACGCGAGAACUCCGGGGGUAUAUAAGAACAAUAGGAAAAGGAGGCAGAAGAAGAUGGAGCACCGGGCUGUCAAAGGCGGACUUACAGGACUGUUUUCUUUUUAACGUACACUUUUUGUGCGAAUAACCGGGUUUAAACUGGCAACACCCUUGAUGAAAAAAAAGACUGUACACCCCUUUUCAGAAGCGGAAGGGUGUCUGGGAAAGAAUCGGGUGUGGGAGAGUUGAGGGAAUUGAACAAAUGAAUGAUCUAUUCUGUUGUACAGGCUGAAUAUGUUUCUUAUGUAAAAAUGUCUAGUUGUGACACUGUUUAGCUAUAGGGUCAGAUUCGAGAAUUGUGUUGCCACAAUCCCCCCUCGCCCCUUUAUUUUGGUAUUUUGCUGUUAUUCACUUAUUCGCUAUUCGUUCAGGUUCGUUAUCCCUACUCGCUGUUACCUCCACCCACCUCCGGUUUCUAUGUGAAAGUCUCUGGCCUGACCGUUACGCUGUCAGACAGGGAGGGAAAUAUAUUGGCUGAUCAUAUUGGAUCUUUAUGAUUUAUUUAUUCUCUUUAUUUGUGUCUUAAUUUAUUAAGUGUUGGCUAUAUAUAUAUAUAUAUAUAUAUAUAUAUAUAAAUAAAUGUUAGCCAAGAUUAUAUGUUAUUUAUUUACUUCCUGGUGUCUUUUAAAAGAGGCAACACAGUUUGAUUCAUAUGAAGAGACAAAGUUCUUUUUCCUUUAAUUUUGUCCUAAUUUAUUGGAACAAUGUGAACAAAGGAUAUUUCUUUCUUUCCUAAAAUGCGAGGAAAAAAAGAUAUUGUAGUAUAUGUUUAAAAAAAAUAAUAAUUUACCAGUAAUUUAAGAAUGUAGACUAGCCUCUUUCUGAGGAAAUUAUCUUCUAUUGAUAUUUGUCAGUUUCAUAUCAUUGUGUGUGUUCGACAGAUUAAGGGAAAAAAGACUUGAACCGCUUUUCUUGUAAAUAGAUGAAUUUGGGCAAUGAAGUUCUUAAGGGGGAUUCCUGCUCUGGGAUUUUAUCUCGUAUUACUGUGUGCAUGUCCGAUACAACUUUUCUUUGCAUGCUGUUUCUGUAAAUGUUCCAUAAAACCGUCACUUUGCCGUAAUCGCUUUUCUCUCUCACUUUAUUUAAAAAUAAUCUUCGCUUUCUCUCCCCCCCCACACACUUUUUAUAAGUUAUUUUUUCCGUCUCUCUCUGCCCCCACCCCCUUCUGCACAUACUGAUCAAUGCUUCCUCUACACUGUAAAAAAAAUCUAUAUUAAAAAGGCAGAUUCUCCCACCUACACAAACCCAAGUGCAAGAAGCGGAAAGGGGAUUUUCAUCUUGAAAAUAUUCUAAUAAAGCAAUACCUGUUGUUAUCCUCUUUAUUUUGUACUUUGAGAUGAAAGGUACACAGGAUAAAGACCUUUGCUGGUCGUUACUGAGCAGGAGCAUACUCCAGAUGUAUCCCCUUGUAACAACUGUGAACAACUGCAGUGGAAAAAACAAUAAUAAAACUCGUUCAGUUACAA